Messenger RNA from Camellia sinensis, 2083 nucleotides. NCBI's taxonomy places the organism in Eukaryota, Viridiplantae, Streptophyta, Magnoliopsida, Ericales, Theaceae. The record is from RefSeq and is a predicted model, not a curated record.
AUAGAUCACACCACUCAACAUAAAAUUCACCAAACAAUAUGAUCCUAUGUUAUGUUACCUUUGUGAUAAGGGGACAUACCCGUUUUCGAUACACCCUAAAUAUUCUGCAAAUUAUACUCAGAAACGUUCUUUUCGAUACAUCUAAACAUUCUGCAUAUUAUAUAUACACAGUAAAAUGUACAAUGUAAAAGUCAACACUACAAUUCUGCUAAAGAAGAUAGUAUCAGUUAUCUUCAAAUUUUCUCCACUCAACUCCUUCAGUAGCCGUUGAUUCAUUCUGUUUUCAGGUGUGACGGUGAAUCAACCGCGAGCCAACUCUUGACUGCUGGAGGUAAGUACUAAUCUAGCAGCUUGUAAAAUAUAGUGACACCGAGACAAGCAAUUCAUAGAGGAAUGGCGGAAGAGACAGCUUACAAAGCUCACGUUAUGGUACUCCCCUUCUAUGGACAAGGCCACCUCAAUCCGAUGCUCCAGUUUUCCAAACGUUUGGCCUCGAAAGGACUUAAAGUCACUGUAACUACCAUUCAUUCAGUCACCAAGACCAUGCCAAGUGGAGCUGGGUCAAUUGCCUUUGAAUCAGUAUAUGAUGACUCCACUGACGGUGGGUUUCAUGGACCUGGAGGAUUUAAGGGCUAUCUCGAAAGGUUUGAAGCGAGUGUCACACUAUGCUUAACUGAGCUCAUCAAGAAACUACAAAACUCAGAGUACCCUGUUAAGUGUCUGGUGUAUGAUGGUAAUUUGCCAUGGGCUCUCAACAUAGCCAAGCAAUUGGGCAUAGCUGGAGCCACAUUUUUUACUCAGUCAUGUGCUGCCAUUGCGGGUUACUACCCAAUGCAUCUCGACUCAUUAGGAGAGCCAAUGCCAGUGGUUGCUUCUUCAAUGCUUGCAGUGCCAGAGCUCAAGAUUCCAGUGGUGCCAACUUUCGAGUCUGACACAGGUCGUUAUCCCCCUAUAAUCAGACACAUAUUGCAGCAAUUCAGCAAUAUUGAGAAAGCAGAUUGGGUUCUUUUUAACUCCUUUGAUAAGUUGGAAGAAGAUGUAAUGAAGUGGAUGUCAGAUCUCUGGCCUGUUAGGGCAAUUGGACCAACUGUGCCAUCAAUUUACCUUGACAAGAGAGUGGACAAUGACUCUGAUUAUGGCUUCCAUCUGUUUAAACCACAGAAUGAAGGUUGCUUGAAGUGGCUAAACACUAAAGAUACCAGGUCUGUUGUGUAUGUCUCGUAUGGAAGCGUUGCAAGUUUGAAUGCAGAACAGAUGGCUGAAAUGGCCGAGGCCCUAAAGCAAAGCAACAGCAACUUCUUGUGGGUGGUGAGGGCAACCGAAGAGAGCAAGCUUCCCAGUGGUUUCGUGGAGGAGACAUCAGAAAGGGGAUUAAUAGUGACAUGGUGCCCCCAGUUGGAAGUGUUAGCCCACCAUGCUGUGGGAUGCUUCAUAACACACUGUGGAUGGAAUUCCACGGUGGAGGCCGUAAGCUUUGGAGUACCAGUGGUGGCAAUGCCGCAGUUUCUGGACCAGACAACUAACGCACAUUUUCUGGAGCAAGUUUGGGGAGUGGGAGUUGUAGCGAAGGUGGAUGAGAAAGGUAUUGCUACUAAGGAAGAAAUUGAAAGAUGCAUUGGAAAAGUUAUGAAAGGAAAGAGAGGACGAGAGAUUAAGAAGGCGGCUAUGCAGUGGAAGGAGUUGGCCAAGGAGGCAGUGGAUGAAGGCGGAAGUUCAGAUAAGUAUAUUGAUGAAAUUAUUACUUGCCUUGCAGCUGCUUAAUUUUGAUUUUCGAGACAAGUUUCUACCUUUUUCUCCACGAGGAUGUCUUCUCUGGUGUACUUGUAAUUUGGAUAUGGACCUUGCUCAUAUAAAGCCUAAUAAGGUCUUGUUUGCAGUAAUAAAAAUCUCUUUUUGAGAUUCUUCAAUAAUAUAAGCUUCGAAAUUGAGGUAUUAUUGUUCACAGAUGCACCUGAUGCAUGCGACUUCUUGUUCACAGGGGUACAAUGUUUGUAAUUUGUUCUUGUUCAUUGGUGUAAAUCUGGCCAACUAUUCACACACUCAAUAAUUAACUAAGUCAGCUACCCAGCUACUCAGUCCUCAA